GAUUUCCUUCUUGUGUUUCUGUCCUCUUUCAACAUUGUCGCAUUGUAAAUUUCAAACAGUGUGAGAGGAACUCAGACGUGCUGUCGAGGAAGAUUCACCGUUCAUUCGUUCGUUAUUGUUCUUGUUGGCAAUUUGCAAUCUAUUCCGCUCUUUCGCAUUCAUUGAUUGUAUCGUGACAUUUGAACGAGAGUUGUACAUUGUUUGCAGGUAACACUUCGCUUUCCGAUCGAGCUGGUUCGGGUUUACCUCAAAUUGUUCGCUUUACUACCUAUCUACUUCAAACCCGGUACAUAUAAACAGACAUUAGGUUGUACAUCAUAUACUUGAUACACCUUUAACCAAAACGACACAUACAUAUCAACAAGAUGCGCCAUCAACUUCUGAUCGCAUUUGUUGCGCCUGCAGCAUUGGUGGCAGCAUCCGUACUCAAGUCUCGCGGUGAGUGUCAACAAGGAUACACCCUUUGUUCUCCGGCCGGGGCGAACACUGCCACUACCCCACAGAUCGGGGAUUCAGAUUUCGUGAACCUAUUUCAAGAUAUUGUUCUCUCCUCUUUACCUGCGAGCAAACGAUCGCUUUCCUCCUCCUCAGAGCAUAGUGUCGAAAAACGCGAUUCGCCUUCAUUAUGCUGCGUUUCUUCUUUAACAUGUCUCACCAUGCACUCCCUAAACAUCCCUUUUUGCUACGAUCAAUUCACAACCAAUUAUUAUCUUCCAGAUGAUAGUUAUGGAACUGUAGUAGGAGGGUCAUAUUCUUCUUCUUCAGGUGCUACCGCCAAUUUGGAAUCGGGAGAUUAUACAGAGAAAGAUGGGACAACAGGAAAUAUCUACAAUGGCAACAGCGCUGCCAAACCUAAUACCGCUACUCUCCCUAUGCCAUCCCAAUUCACCGCCAGUGGAGUGGGUAGCGCUAUCCCCGCGUCGGCUUUAGGCGGAGUUACAGUCACUUAUACGACGACGCUUCCUGCCAGUACUAUUCCUGCUACCACGAUUCCCGCGACUACUGUUUCAGAAAGUAUUUCUCAGCAGACGAUUUCAGUUUCGACGACAAUCACAAGUUCAGUUGGAGGAAAUAAAAUUGUCAGUACGGAAGUUCAUAUAGGGACCACGGAGACCACUAUUUUAGGAACGACGAGAAGCGCUAGUACGAGGGCGGCGAGUACGGUUAGUGAGAUCGUGGCUACAGUUACGACGGUUGUGGCUAGUGAUAGUGCUUCUGCCCUUAGUGCGAGCGCGACGGCUAGUGCAACUGGAAAUAGUGGUGUGGGAAGACCAGCGGUGGAAGUUGGUGUUGCGGGGAUUAUGGGGAUGGUGGGGCUUGUGGCUUUGGUCUUGUAAGUAUGAGAAUGAAGAUCAAGAUGAGGGCUAGGUGUUAAUUUAUUCUUUCGGAUGGGAUGGGGAAAUAACAUGGAUAUGAAAUGGAAGAUGAUAUAUGGAUAUGAUACGAUACCUCUAAUGUUAAUGGCGAAUAUGGAGAUAGCUUGCUUGCUGACAAGAUACGAGUUUGGCUGUACGCGAAGCUUUCGUUCCAGUUUAUACAUAUUUUUGUUUUUCUCUUCCA
Botrytis cinerea B05.10 is the source of this 1560-nucleotide messenger RNA. RefSeq lists its product as hypothetical. NCBI's taxonomy places the organism in Eukaryota, Fungi, Ascomycota, Leotiomycetes, Helotiales, Sclerotiniaceae. The record is from RefSeq and is a predicted model, not a curated record. Bases 366 to 1337 code for a protein of 323 amino acids. The transcript has a single exon.